Molecule: messenger RNA, 2298 nt
Organism: Fragaria vesca subsp. vesca
Lineage: Eukaryota; Viridiplantae; Streptophyta; Magnoliopsida; Rosales; Rosaceae
Product: protein SET DOMAIN GROUP 40-like
Exons: 6
Coding region: 1-1536 (511 amino acids)
Biological process (GO): peptidyl-lysine monomethylation
Molecular function (GO): protein-lysine N-methyltransferase activity; protein binding
Source: RefSeq, a predicted model, not a curated record
AUGAGUUUUGUGAGCUUCAACGACAUGAAGUAUAACCAUGGUGGCAUGACUGGCAUCAGACUAGACAUGGAGGAAGAAGAAGGCAACCUCGAAAGUCUUCUUAAAUGGGCAGCGGUGUUCGGGAUAUCAGACUCGAAAUCUCUCGUCGUCUCCUACUUCCAUGGCGCAGGCGGGAGAGGUUUGGGGGCUGCUCGUGAUCUUGAAAAAGGAGAGUUGGUUCUCAAAGUUCCGAAGUCGGCUCUGAUCACAAGGGAAACUCUGUUACUGAAAGAUGAUCAUCUCUCUCUUGCUGUCAAUGCCCAUACUUCUCUCUCCCCUAUCCAGACAUUGUGUGUUUGUUUACUCUAUGAAAUGGGUAAAGGGAAGACUUCAUGGUGGUACCCUUACCUCAUCAAUUUACCUCGAAGUUACGACAUUAUAGCAACAUUUGGUGAAUUUGAGAAGCAAGCUCUGCAGGUGGAGGAUGCUAUCUGGGCUGCUGAUAAGGCCAUUUCCAAGGCUGAGUUUGAGUGGAAAGAAACCAAUACCCUCAUGGAACAACUUAAGCUCAAGCCGCAACUUCGAACAUUCAGGGCAUGGCUUUGGGCUUCUGCGACUGUAUCCUCACGGACGUUGCAUAUACCAUGGGAUGGAGCUGGGUGUUUAUGUCCUGUGGGAGACUUGUUCAAUUAUUCUGCACCUGUAGAAGAUUCUGAUUCUGACAAUGUGGAGCUUAGAACACAUGAAUUGGCCUUACAGGAUAUGACUACAGUGAAGGAGGAAACUUCUUGUAUACUAGAUAAUGAGCAGCUUGAUUCUGAUUCGGGAAGAUUAACUGAUGGUAGGUUUGAGAAUAAUGUUGGUGCAUAUUGCUUCUAUGCGAAGAAAAGUUACAGAAAAGGAGAGCAGGUCCUGCUGAGCUAUGGAACGUACACAAAUUUGGAGCUUCUUGAGCACUAUGGCUUUCUCUUAAAUGAAAAUCCAAAUGACAAAGCUUAUGUUCCCUUAGAACCAGAAAUUUACUCAUCUUGUUCAUGGCCUAAGGAGUUCCUGUAUAUCCAUCAAAGUGGAAAGCCGUCUUUUGCUCUACUUUCGGCUCUGCGAUUAUGGGCAACCCCAGCAAACCGGCGAAGAUCUGUUGGACACCUUGCUUAUUCAGGGCUCCAACUUUCUAUUGAAAAUGAGAUAUUUGUUAUGAGAUGGAUUUCAAACAAGUGUAACAGUAUUGUGAAGAAUCUGCCAACAACGUUUGAAGAAGAUAGUCUUCUAUUAAGUGUCAUUGACAAAAUCCAAAAUGUUAACGCCCCUUUGGAGUUUGCCAAUAUUUCAUCUGUAUCAACAGAUGAGAUUUGUACUUAUAGGGCUGAAGUUUUGAAGAAGGGAGCAACAGAUUCUGAAACAGUUGUUUCAAGGAAAACUAUGCAGCGGUCAAGGGAGAGGUGGAGAUUAGCUGUUCAGUGGAGGCUUAGUUAUAAGAAAAUUCUGGUUGAUUGUAUUUCUUUUUGUGAUGAAAUGAUAGAUGUACUACGUUCUCAACCAUCUCAUACCCAGAGCUGAGAAGGACGUGAUGCUGCAGUUCUUUCUUCUAUCAUGUUAACAGUGAAAACAACCUAAUGACUUGCUCUUUCACUCAGGCCAUUUCAUGUACCUGUUAUGGUAGCUAAUACACUGAGGCUGUUCAAGGUACAUCGUUAUGGAAAUAUGGAAAGGGGUAUGGCAUGCUAAUAUUCCAGCUAUGUGUUUUGAAAGCAUCCGAGUCAAUUCUUCCUACUUUGGUAGUUGCUUUUUGAACAUGUUUGUGUGAAGUGUUAUUUGUCUACUAUGUGCAGAAGAGCCAGAGACUACUCUCCCUCUUUUGCUGCACUUGUUCUUUACUCGAAAGGUCAUCUGGGCACAACCAAAGCUUGCACAGAUGUGUUUCUUUAGUUCAGUCACUUUCCAUUCAUUCAAGUCUUGGUUGUUAUACUGUUUUCAAGCAUUAUCAAAGGCAGGGUUCCAUAAUCUGCUGUUUCUCAUAUGUGGAGUAUGGCCUGAAAGGAAUGGUCUGAAAGUUAUGCGAAUUUGGGAGCAUACAGAAGUUACUACAAGUGAUGUCAGUUUCAUCAAGUGAAACCUAAAACCACAUACUCGUCAACGCUCAUUAUGUUGGAAAUCUCCAACAGAAGGCUGGCUAUAGCAUAUCUGUCAGUUUUGUGGUGGUUUUCCAUCGAAUAAUAGUACUGGAGGGUCUGGUGUCAUCAGAAGAUACAAUAAAGAUGAUUGUGUUUGGUGCCUAGACAUUACUUGCUUCAAAUUGUCUAAUGUCCAGCUUGAAUCGAA